Rhineura floridana is the source of this 5576-nucleotide messenger RNA. It is a transcript of the gene TGFB2, whose product is annotated as transforming growth factor beta 2. Gene Ontology annotation, biological process: transforming growth factor beta receptor signaling pathway; SMAD protein signal transduction; regulation of cell population proliferation. The record is from RefSeq and is a predicted model, not a curated record. Gene Ontology annotation, molecular function: type III transforming growth factor beta receptor binding; type II transforming growth factor beta receptor binding; cytokine activity. Gene Ontology annotation, cellular component: extracellular region. NCBI's taxonomy places the organism in Eukaryota, Metazoa, Chordata, Lepidosauria, Squamata, Rhineuridae. Bases 1446 to 2687 code for a protein of 413 amino acids. The transcript has 7 exons.
UCUUUGUAGAAAGGCGAGCAAGGCGGCUUCUAGGAAGGAGCGACAAGAGGGGAGAGGGACCAGGAGCAGGACGGGCCUGGGGCUGCGCUUCAAGCCAGGAGGGAAGACGUCCGGGGCAAAAAGAAAACACCUCCUCAGGGAAGAAAGGGGCCAAGAGAGGAGGAGAGAGACUGAAAGGAAGAAUCCAGCGUUUGCAGUCCACUUAAUAAAAAAAAUAAUAAUAAUAGAGGUUGGGAAGUAACAGGAGCAGCUCGGCCUUGUUGACCGUGGCUUGGGUCUCCCUCCUUCUUGUGUGUGUGUGUGUUUUACUGUGGAGGAGGAGGAAGAGAAGGAGGAGGGAGCUCCUGGAAAAGUUGGGCAGCCAGAAGUAGCCAGAGAGGGGAGAGAGGUGAGCUGGUUGGUUAGUGCAAGCAGCAGCAGCAGUGGCAGCAACUGAGCAGGAGCCUGUGGCCCGGGGAAGUAGGGAUCAGCUUCGAUCGCUGCCCACGCCACGGGGGAGGAGAAGGGGGAGGGGGAGAGCCGGAGGGGAGGGAACCCGGCUCAACCACCUUAAAGUAGCCCGCCCGUCCCUGGCACGUCUCGGGUUCUCUCCCGGCACGCACACACUCACACGGCCACGCAUAUAUACAAACACGCACGCACGUGGGCGCUUGUCGCCUCCGGUCACUGUUGGACGCCAGGCUCUCGGCAAAAGCGGGGAGCUGCGUGCUGUCUCUGGGAGGAGGAGAAGGAGGGGGCAUCCCCCUGGACGGCAUUUCCUCCGACUGCCAGCCAGUGCCAUCUCAGUUUGGGAGCGUGGGAGCUUGUGGGAAGCAGAGAUCCGAAUCUCGGAAGCCCGCAGUUGAAGUGGUGGCCCAUUGCCUCUCUUCCUCCUUCCCUCUCCACGCCACUCCUUCAGCUCUCUAAGAAACUUUUGUAUUGAUGUGACUGUUAUUUUUCUUUCUUUCGGGGUUUUAUUACCAGUGUUUCCUUGGAGGGGGGUAAGGGGGGAAGCGCAGCCGUCUUUGCUGUUUGCAAUCUAUUUGCCGUGGUGGUAGCAACCUGCUUGUCAAAAACAACCCUUGCAACCUGUUGCAUGUUCUUUUUUUCAAAACGCUCGUCAACCUGUUGCAGUUUUUAAUAGAAAGCGAUUGCCGGGUUGAGGUCGCUGCUUCUGCUGCAAUGUCGAAUCUUCACCCGUGAUUUGCGACCCAAAAUCCUAGCAGUUUGGAGGCUAGCAAUCCGGGGCAAGCUACUGUUUGGACCAGCGAUCUGUUGCAUUUCUCUCUCUCUCCAUUAAAAAUUAUAUAUAUAUAUAUAUAUAUAUAUAUAUAAAAACUCACACGUCCACUCAAGCAACAAGACGCGGGAAGGGGGAAAUCCCGUCACUUUUUUGGAGGGGAGAAGGUGAAGAUUGAAAAGAAGCGUGCUUUUGUUCUGACUUCCCCCUCCUAAAAUUUCCAAAAAUGAAUUGCUAUCUCGUGACUGUCUUCCUCACCUUGGAUCUGGCCACCGUGGCCUUCACCCUGUCGACCUGCAGCACCCUCGAUAUGGAUCAGUUUAUGCGUAAGAGGAUCGAAGCUAUUCGGGGGCAGAUCCUGAGCAAACUGAAACUCACCAGCCCUCCGGAAGAGUACCCGGAGCCCGAGGAGGUUCCUCCGGAGGUCAUCUCGAUCUACAACAGCACCAGGGACCUGCUGCAGGAGAAAGCGAACCACAGAGCAGCUACUUGCGAAAAAGAAAGGAGCGAGGAGGAAUAUUACGCCAAAGAGGUCUACAAAGUAGACAUGCUGUCUAAUUUCCACACCGCAAAUCUCAUCUCAACAAACAACCCCAUCCCCUAUUUUAGACGAGUGAGAUUUGAUGUCUCGGCAAUGGAAAAAAAUGCCUCCAACUUGGUGAAGGCAGAGUUUAGAGUUUUUCGCUUGCAGAAUCCAAAGGCUCGUGUCUCGGAACAACGGAUAGAACUGUAUCAGGUUCUUAGAAGCAAAGAUCUAACAUCACCUAUGCAACGCUACAUUGAUAGCAAGGUAGUUAAAACAAGAGCUGAAGGCGAAUGGCUAUCUUUCGAUGUAACUGAUGCAGUACAUGAAUGGCUCCACCACAGAGACAGGAAUCUUGGAUUUAAGAUAAGUUUACAUUGUCCAUGCUGCACGUUCGUGCCUUCAAAUAAUUAUAUCAUCCCGAAUAAAAGUGAAGAGCUAGAGGCAAGAUUUGCAGGUAUUGAUGACUACUACACAUAUCCCAGUGGUGAGAAAUCUUUAAAGCCCAAUAGGAAAAAAAACAGUGGGAAGACCCCACAUCUUCUGCUAAUGUUAUUACCCUCCUACAGACUUGAGUCGCAACAGUCCAGUCGGCGGAAGAAGCGUGCUCUAGAUGCUGCCUAUUGUUUUAGGAAUGUGCAAGAUAACUGCUGCCUGCGCCCAUUUUAUAUUGACUUCAAGAGAGAUCUUGGAUGGAAAUGGAUACAUGAACCUAAAGGAUACCAUGCAAAUUUCUGUGCAGGAGCUUGUCCCUAUUUAUGGAGCUCAGAUACUCAGCACAGUAGAGUACUCAGCUUGUAUAACACUAUCAAUCCAGAAGCAUCUGCCUCUCCAUGCUGUGUAUCCCAGGAUCUAGAACCCCUCACAAUUUUGUAUUACAUUGGAAAAACGCCCAAAAUUGAACAGCUUUCAAACAUGAUUGUAAAGUCUUGUAAAUGCAGCUAAGGGAUACUCCGGAGCAGCACAGCAAGUGGCUAUUUUUUUUUCCCCAGAAAAGAAAGGAAGAAAGCAAAACGUAUAAAGAAGAAGAAACAAAAACACAUAGGAUCAACAGUGAUUUUUUUUUUUUAAGGAGAAAUAAGCGGUACUAGUCUGAAUCGUUUGAGAGCUUGUUUCAUUAUUUUGUGUUUUGUUUUGUCUUUAAAACCGUGCAGGCCUUAUCCUACAUUACAACUACUUGGUUAGUGAGAUAGACAAGAAGCAUUUUUUUUAAAAAAAAAGCAAAAAAAAAAUUAACAAGAAAGAAAAGAAAAACGUUUUAAAAAAUAAACACUGGAAAAAUUUGAUAGAGUUCUUAUGUGAAAGGGAAAAACAGGAAAAAAAUCCCAUUAAGUGGAGUUGCUGUAUCUGUUCCGUGGCUUACUUGACCUCCGUGUUAUGCCAUAGAUGCCCUACUCAUUCCCUGUAGUUCUUAGAAUUAACAGCGAUUUAUUUAUUUUGUGUAAUACGAUCAAAUGAGAGCAUGUCAUGGCCAUGGGGGGGGAGGGGGGGAGAAAAAAGAUGCAAAGGUGCAGACCAAAUAAAUUGCUAGAAAUGUGUUUUAAUGCCUAGUGAACCUGAGCUCAACAACAACAAAAAUCCUGAAAACUGAUUUGUUUAGCUCAAUUAAAACAGUAAUCUGCUGUUUUUAAGAAAGUCAGCCUUAAAAUUAAAAAAAGCCACAUAUACCAUGUUUUUUCUUGCCAAGAGUCUAGGAGGGCUUUAUAUAAAGCCUCAUGCCAUUGCUUUUAAUACCAAAAAGCUUAACAGUACAGGACAUUUUUGUUUCAGUCUCAAAUACAAGUCUAUUAAAAUGUAAAACACACACACACACACAGAGUAACAACUGUAAAUGAAUAAAUUGUCCAUUUAGUAAACCGGUGAAAUACAUAACAUGCACUGGUCUCAUCUUCAGACCCUAAUAUGUUGCUGUAUAGUUUCUGUAGGUCUGGGGAACUUUUGGCCCUUCAGACAUUGCUGAACUACAACUCCCAUGAGCUCCAGCAAGCAUAGCCAGUGGUCAGGGGAUGGUAGGAGUUGUGGUUCAGCAACUUCUAGAGGGCCAAAGUCCUCCACACCUGAGUUAUUGCUUUGGGAUUGUUUGUUUGGGGUUUUUUGUAUAUGUAACCAUACCUAUAGCAUUACAAUAGGUGGGUAGUAAAAAGCCAGCUUAAUUGGAAACAUAUCUGUAGAUCUCUAUUGUAAACUAUUAAAAAAUUAAGUACUUUAUGUGUAACGUGUAAAUUUUCACCAUAUUUUUGUAUUCUGUUAAUACUGUCAACUCUAAAGAGUUUGAAUUUGGGGGCUCUUGUUGAUCACUCAGAAUCAUGUGUUCCCUCUAGCUGGCCAGUAUGAGUGAAAUCCCUGUUUUUCAACUUGCACUACAAAUACAUGUGAUAUAAUAUUUGCUAUACAUAUGCUUUGUAUGUUGUUUUUCAUCAUGAUGAUAUAAGUUGCCUGACUCCAUUUUUUGUUUCAUUUUUACAAAAGAAAAGAAAAAGGUAGAUUAAAAUAUUGUUUUAUAUAAAAAAUAGGCCCCUCAUUCCUACAUUUGAAAACAAAAUGCUUCAAAAACACCUAUUUCAGGGUUGGGUGAUGGGAUGGAAAUUAAACAGGAGACAGUAUUUCAGAUGGCAGGGAUGCAAUAGAAGCAAAUGCUUAGCCCUCCUGUGCCUUAGGUCUCCUCACUGAUUUGCAUUUGGAGGUCAUAUAUUGGUCUGAUCAAGUUGUAAUUGCAAAUUAUUUGUCAGAAGACACAUCAACCAGUUCAGAUGAGCAUUGCGACAGUGCUGGGGAUGUGCAUGCAGCCACGUAUCUCCAUCAGCAAUAUGUGGGAAAGGCCACUUAACAUGGGCAGCCUCACUUCUUCCAUGGGACAUGUGUAGGGGGUGGAUUACUUUCUGUCACAUUUAAUUUCAUGAAAAGGCACUGGGACACCCCCCCCCCCAUCAAGAGGAAAGGGGGAGGGAAAUAACAUACUGCAGCUCCAUUCCAAUACAGCAUGCAUAGGAUUUGAAUCCUGACUCAACCAGGACACUCAUUGGGUGACCUUGGGCCAGUCACCUUCUAUGAACCUAGCCUACCUCACAAGGUUUUUGCAAGGAUCAAAUGAGGGGGAGAGCCGUAUAUGCCGCCUAGAGCCCCUUGCAAGAAAGGUGGGACUUACACAUAAUGAUAAAUAGGUGAAUAAUAAAAGCAUUCAAUUUUUGCAAUCCCAGAAAUCAGCUGUUUGUAAAAUGGCCAGGUGUCCUACCUUACAGAGGACAGUCUGCAAUUUGAAGGGCUAUUGGGACAGUCCUAUAUUUGAAGGAAUCCUCUAUUGAGGUUGUCCAGGCCAAGUUCAGCUUACAGAUAAGAAGGGAGAACAGGAGCCUUAAAGACACUCAUCAACACUUAGCAAAACCUGAACAGCAAACUGAUGGCAGUGGUCUCCAUUAUUAGUGAUAUGUAUUGUAUUGCUGCUUAAUUUGUAGAAAUCAUUUCCUGAUUUUGCAUCUAGACAUAAAGCAGCACAUCCAAAAUCUAUGCAAAUCUGUGUCCUAUUUUUUGCUGAUAUGCAAGUGGCCAAUCUAGCUGUUUGAUGGGGAGAGGGAAGGAACAUACCUCCUGCUCCCUGACAGACAAAUUGGCAUGAGUUCAUUUUUUUUUAAUGUAUAUAUGCAUGGAACCCUGGCAGCUGGGUCAACUGAGGAAUUGCAUGCACAUUAUGCAACUGUGCUCACAUUUCCCCUUACAGCAGAAACCCUGCUUCUCUGUACAUGUGGCCCCAGCUAGAUUUGAGUAUGCCUGUCCAAUCUAAAAUAUCCUGGAUGUGUUUUUUAAAAAUAAAAUAAAAUAAACACAAUUUCUUCUUUA